AUGGACUCUGCGUUCAAGGCCAAGCUGACUGCAGUCUUGGAUGGUGCGACUCAGAAGGGGCUUUUGAGUUCCAUGGAAGUUGCCUACUCUUUACUCAAGGAACAUGGCUACAUGUACCACUUACAUGGACAUAGCAAGCUGAUCGGAGUGCAUCAAGGCAACCGCGACGGAUGGGGCAUCGACCCUGAGCACUGCCAUGCACUUGUGGACCGCUUCCACAACCUGGGAUUUGUGCCUUCCGCUGGAAGAUACAUUGCUGUUGAGAUCCCCACUGGACCUGAAGGUGAGGUCACUCGAGAUUUCAACAAACAGCUGGCAGCUUCAUCCAAGGAUCUGCUGCCGCCUGUCAAUGACGUCUUGAGGUAUGCCUCGAUCAGCGGAAGCCACAGCAACAUGGUCCUUCGCUUGUGGCACUACAGCUGCAAGCACGGGCAGAACCGUCUCAGCGUUGAUCAGCUACGUGUACACGACCCUGUCUACGCCGCAGCGGUGGAGAAAGGGCUUCAGUGGGAAGUCGUGUCUGCUGAGAUUGCCCAGUGCUUUCCGAGUUUCGUUUCUCUAGCGCAAUCUGCUCAGAACUCAAUUGCUCAAGUUUGCCAGCAGGAGACAGAGCUUCAGCUUUGCAAGCGUGUGAAGGCCUUCAUUCGGAGCGAUGGUUCAAUCCCGAAAUAUGAUGACAUCGCCCCCAUCAUUUUGAGGUCGCAGCCACCCAACCCGGGCGUUGUACCGUAUCUGAUGAAGUUUAUCAUGCGGUUUGGCUGCGCUGGAGACAUGAUGGAGCUCACCGAAAGCUUUGUGAGAACAAAUGGCGCCUCUGGCAGAUCGUUGGGCAUUGACAUGUGGGAUUGCCUUUCAAUGGAAGUGAAGCACCGCGACCAAGAGCAACUCAUCCUCUGGCGGCAAGCGUUUUUGAAGGCAUUGUUGUGCCACCAGGAGAAGUUGUUUUCCGUCAGUGACCUCCGCAAAAGCUUAAUUUCCAAAGAUGUUCUCAGCAAGGUCUUGUCGUUCGAGGACAUGCUGGUCAAGCUGAAGGCUCAUGGUGCAAAGUUCACGGACUUGACCUCGUACCAGCUGUUGCAAGGCCAUGGCGUCUUUGAAGUGAAAGCUGUGGUGCUGAUCGUAGGCAAGAAGCCGAAGGAACCUCAUGCCCUCUUCUUGAAAGUUGAGACUUUAGAAGAUGCUGCGGUUCAAUGCCAUGAGUAUUGGCAAGGCUUGUCACAAGUCAGGGUUCCGUCUCCCUGGGCGCUGCCGAAGCCAAAAUCACCGGCGGGGCCCUCGGCCGCCAAAGCGGACCUCAGGAGCCGCGACUUCGACGAAGCUGGCAAGCUCAAGGGGACUGCCAAGAUGGAGGAAAAGUUCCACCUCGGCGACGUGAUCUAUCGUGCAGCAGACGAGCAGCAAGGAACAAUCAUUGCCAUGCAUCCGCUGCAUGUAGAGUUGCAAGCAGAUGACGGUCAUGUGUACAAGGUGACCGCAGAUGACUUGCUGAAUGGACCAGAGUGGAAAAAGGUUGCAGAGAAGAAGCCCAAGGUCCCAGUGGCGGAUCCUGAGAAGUGGCUCUUGGAGAUGGCCAUUGCCCAGGUCAAAGCCGAAAUGACAGUCAGGCUUCUGGAAGAAGGCACGAAGUUGCAGGGUUCUCAUGCGAAGCUUGAGAUGUACUCCAAGCUGAAGGGUGUUUUCAGUGCUGCAGCGUCGGCAAAGGGAAAGCUUUGCUUGGCACCCUUGACCAACCGGCUUGAGUUGCAGCUCGUUGCUGACAAGAAGCCGCCGCCAACGGGUUCAAUUCUCAUGUGCGAAAACAAGGUUGAUGGGCAGAAGUGCAAGAUCUUCCUGCUGCCAGCAUCAGGGUGUGUGGCGCCGUUUUGGAACCUUAGGAUCACUAGUGACAGUGAGGAAUCGAACAUGGAGAUCACAUACAAAACCAAGAUCCCGAUUGCCAUCAACACGCAUGCUGUGGAUUCUGGAGAUGAGCUGGUUCUGUUUAGGCCAAAGAACGUAAAUCCGCCGAAACCAUUGGAACUUGUUGCGGCAGCCAAGAAGAAAGCUAGGACGUCCUAG
Durusdinium trenchii is the source of this 2058-nucleotide messenger RNA. The record is from the annotation of a GenBank genome assembly. Lineage: Eukaryota; Dinophyceae; Suessiales; Symbiodiniaceae.